Molecule: messenger RNA, 2217 nt
Organism: Acanthoscelides obtectus
Lineage: Eukaryota; Metazoa; Arthropoda; Insecta; Coleoptera; Chrysomelidae
Source: the annotation of a GenBank genome assembly
AUCGAAGCAUAUUUCAAGGCGACUGGGUCGUGUGCAACUGCACGUCGAUAAUUUUGUUCACGGCCUCUUGUGGUAAAGCUUCUGAGAGAUUGUUCUCUAUUGUAGAAAAUACAUCUAUUUCUCCAGAACCUACAAGAUUUUAUGAUUCCAUGUAAAACAAGUGUGGAAUUUACAAGAAAGUCACGUACAUGUUAUGAUAGGUCGACGGUCAACGAGUGACCCAUCCUCUGAAGACAUUCCAUUCAUGAUCAGUUUGAAUAUUAUCCAGGUGCUAAGGGAAAACGCAUUGUCACACACUUUAUACGACACAAGUUUAUCGAAUAUCCUAUGCUUUCUCUACGGACAUAUCCCAAAUCAAUUAAAAUAGGAAAACAAAUACUAUACAAAUGCACAAAGCACAAAUUGAACUCCCAUCAGAGGAGAUGUGAGGAUGUGACACAUAUCACUGUCACUCAAAAUGACAAAUUGUCAAGUUGCUGGGAUAGAGAUGCGAAACAGCAAAAGUUUCAAACACUCGAAUUCGGUAAGUUCCUGACAGCGCUCUCUUAACGGUGCUUCUUUUUGCUUUCUCAUUAAUCAGAUUGUAGUUUUUAAUGAAAAAUGUUUGCUAACUUUUUUUAUUCAACCACGCCUCUUCCUCUACAAUAACGUAUAUCUUUGAUUAACCCGGGAAAUAUACGAUGGUAAUGAAUAAUGAGAAUACUUGUAUCCAAAUUGAAUGUUUUCAUUUUCUGUGAAUAAUUUUGUAUGUCUUCUAACCUUUGUACUACUAUUUUUAUUUAUUGCGCAGAAUUAGAUCUGUAGCUAAUGGAUAGAGAGCAUUAAAUUGGAGAAUCCCACAAGCGAAUUCAAUAGUUUGUAAUCAAUUGAAUAGCUAUUGUCCAAGUUAGGAAAACGAGCAAAUACCUAUAAAAGCACAAGUACCCAAAACUGAGCAAGAGAAAAUCCAACAUGAUGCAACCUGCAGGCAUUCGAGAGCCUUUGAUCGAGGCAUGUCAAAUACUAGCUGAACAAGAAGAUCUAAAAGUUACUGUGAAAGAGGCAUCGAAAGGAGCUCUGAUCGCAGGAUUUGGAGCAUUCUGUGGAGCAAUUCUUGGGGGACCUCCUGGGUUAGCAAUAGGAGGUACAAUAGGAUCCAUCAUUGGUGCAACUUCUCUGUCAAACUUCAAGCCUGUAGUGCAGAUUCUAAAGGAUGAGCUUGACUAUGAACAAAAAAUGAGACUAUCUCAAUGCCUAGAAGGAGUCAUGGAAGGUGUCAAUAAAGAAGAUGUAGCUAUGCUGGUCACACUUAUAAUUACAUCACCAUCCUUAAAGGAGGCAGUACUCAAAGAGUUGGGUAACUUUUUAUUGAAAGAAUUGAGUGUAACUAUGAUAAGAUGAACUAAAAUUCAUCUGAGUUUGAGCUAAGAAGUGAUAGUAUUCUGUGAUUAACAGUACAUUUUGUUUAUUUUUUUUUUUUGUUCAACAUUUAAUUAUACCAAAAAGACAAUAGUUACUUAUUAAUUUUAAAUAAUAAUUCAGGAUUGUCUGCAAGGUAGAUCAGAUUAUGUUCCUCAACAAAACCUUCAAACAAAUGGUGUUAUUGCUGAUUCUAUAUUUUGAGAAAAAUCUGAAAGAAAAUAUUUUACUUUGUAAUAAAUUAUUUUUGUGACAAUCUAUGAAAAAACUAUACUGGAGGUUUGAUUAAACAUAUCUGUGAAGUUUUUUUUAAUCAAUUCAUAAAUAAUGUGUGCUUAAUGUUACUGAAUGUUGUAACUCAUUUGUGUUGCCAUUGAAUAUUUUUGGAUUGUCCAAUUAUCAUCCAAGAGACUGAUGUACAUGAGAAUGUGAUUUUUUUUUUAAUAAAAUUUUUAAAAAUAAAACUCAUUUUUAAGUCCUGUUCACUUAGAAUCUUUUAUCCUAUCAGGAUGAUAAAGUAUUCCACAUAUUAUAGGAAUAUAGGUCAAUAAUUCACUUUUUGUCUCCCAAUACAAAAUAAUAAAACAUGAUAAUUAUGGGUGCUGAAACUUUUAAUGUCGGUCAAAAACUCCUUUAUAGUGAUUUAAGGCAAAAAAUAGGUGGCUUGAGACUUGCCUUCUCAAUUGAAAUAUAUUCUUACUAUUUUGACCAUGCUUCUUUUUCGUUUGAGAAUGUAUAUAGUAGAUUAGCCUCUGUCAGGGUGUAUACAGGGUUCAACAAGUAAUUGCUUUUUAGGUGCUUUAACAAUUUUGUGACAAC